ACCCAUCCUGCCUGCUAACCUCAGCUAGCUUUUACUCAAACACCACUAGAUAUGCCAUAACAGCUGCUUUUAACCUGCUCACAGUGUAAAUAGCAUCUUAACUCGAGGUUUAUGCAGGCUUGUGGACUCUAUUCAUCUUUCAGCAUCUUUAAACGGAGGGUUAUGAUGAAUGUGAACGAUAGUUAGCUUCGUAGCUAAUAGCCGAUUAACAACAAACUGACAGUAUUAUGCUUGACGUGGGUAAGUGGCCGGUAUUCGCCCUCCUGCCCCCUGAGGAACUGCGGCUCGUCCGUCAAGCCUGUGUGUUCGGCAGCGCUGGCAAUGAGGCCAUCUAUGUUACUGUCAAUGAUGAGAUGUUUGCACUGGGAACAAACAGCAGUGGCUGCUUGGGACUCGGGGACACACAGAGCACCAUAGAGCCCAGGCGGAUCGACAUCCUGUGUGGCAAGAAAAUUAUCUCUUUGAGCUACGGCACGGGACCACAUGUGGUCAUCGCCACUGCAGAUGGAGAAGUUUAUGCCUGGGGUCACAAUGGCUACAGUCAGCUGGGAAACGGCACCACCAACCACGGCCUAACUCCUGCCCUGGUCUCCACCAACCUUAUCAACAAGAGAGUGACAGAGGUGGCCUGCGGCUCUCACCACACCAUAGCCCUCACCACAGAGGGAGAGGUGUAUGCCUGGGGCUACAACAACUCUGGACAGGUGGGCUCAGGCUCCACAGCCAACCAGCCCACCCCGCGCAGGGUCAGCAGCUGCCUUCAGAACAAGGUUGUAGUGAACAUCGCCUGCGGACAGCUCUGCUCCAUGGCCGUCCUGGACAACGGAGAGACCUAUGGCUGGGGUUAUAAUUGCAAUGGGCAGCUCGGUUUGGGCAACAAUGGCAACCAGCAAACCCCCUGCCGUAUUGCCGCCUUACAGGGAAUCAACAUCGUACAGGUGGCAUGUGGCUAUGCACACACACUGGCUCUUACAGACGAGGGCUUUGUUUACUCUUGGGGUGCGAACUCCUACGGGCAGCUGGGUACAGGGAACAAGAGCAACCAGGCUGUGCCCACCCUCAUCAACAUGGACAAAGAGAGAAUGGUUGAGGUCGGCGCAUGUCACACAAGCCACACAUCAGCGGCAAAAACGCAGAGUGGCCAGGUGCUGAUGUGGGGUCAGUGUCGGGGUCAGGCUGUGGCGUACCCUCACCUCACACACUUCACCAGCACCGAUGACGUCUUCGCCUGUUUCGCCACACCUGCGGUCACCUGGCAUCUUCUGUCUGUGGAUGGAGAUGACUAUCUGACUGUUGCCCAGUCACUAAAACGAGAGUUCGACAGCUCAGAAAUCUCUGACCUCAAGUUCCUGGUUGAUGGGAAGUGUAUCCAUGUACAUAAAGCACUUCUUAAAAUCAGGUGCGAGCAUUUCCGAGCAUUGCUGAAUGAGACUGAUGAAGAGACCAUUGAGAUUCAUCAGUUCUCUUAUCUGGUUUACCGUGCUUUCCUGGAGUACCUGUAUACAGAUACCAUCAGCCUCCCACCGGAGGAUGCUAUUGGUCUGCUGGAUUUGGCCACAUACUACCGUGAGAGUCGUCUGAAAAGACUGUGUCAAGAGACCAUCAAAAGAGGCAUCACAGAGGAGAAUGCUAUAAAACUGCUCUCAGCUGCUGUGAAGUAUGAAGCACAGGAUCUGGAAGAGUUCUGUUUCAAGUUUUGCGUUAACCACCUGACGGCCGUCACUCAGACGCAGGCCUUCGCCGACAUGGAUCAUGACCUGCUGAAGAACUUCAUCAGUAAAGCCAGCCGUUACGGGGCCUUCAAAAACUAACACAGAGAGAGAGAGAGAGAGACAGCACUGAGGUCCAGGCUUGAGAGAUUUUCUAUACUGGCUCUGCUAUAUCCAGGCAUGUUACCUCAGACACCUUGGUUUUGGUGAGAGAUAAGACAAAUUCCUGUGGUUGAAGCGUGAAGAUAAUGGGAAGCCACUGGUUGUCUCCUAGGUCCCAGUGCCUUUAAAUUACAUGCCCCCAUGUGAAGCCCUCCAUAAAUGGAAGAAUUCAAGAUGAGUGCAGGAAAACACUCCGGAUUCAAAGGGACCUGAAGAUUCUUAUGAAAGAGCUAAAGAUAAAUAUUAAAUAUCACUGCAGAGGUGCUAUAUGUUCAAGGGAUUAAUCUCUGCUUAAGCAAAAGGGAAGAAGCAUCUUAUGUAGUAGAUGGCCGAUGGAGAAAGAGUCAUGUUAAAGUUAUUGAAUUAUACAUUUUUUGGGGUUUAGUUGACAUUCAUACGCUUCAUAUUAGAAGAACCUUUGAGCAGUAAUACAACAUAUUAUAGCAGUAUAGCAUGAUUUUUAACUGUACAUAAUGGCGCCAAUUUAAUUUAAUUUACAAAUCCAUGUUAUUUACUUUUUUUACUGACAAUAAUGUACAUUUGACAUUAUCAUACUCUCUUGUGUAUUAUUUUGAUUAUGUCAGAAAGGUCAAUAUCUGUGCUUCUGUCUGUAAUAUUUGUACAAGCACUAACAUGAGUGCCAUUGAAGCUGGGAAAUGGUGCGGUCUGGUGGUGUUGAUAUAUGACUUUCAUGUGCCCAUAUUCUCUUAUUCAUUUACUUUACAUUGACAGAGAAGGGGUGAAUUUUUACAAAGCCUGUCAAGAUAUGUCCAGGAAGAUAUAUUUUAGCCCAAAAUCAAGAUAAACAAAAUUCAAUUUUGCAUAAAGAAAAUUAAACUUAAUUUUUUAACACUUUUUUAUUUUUUGCAUUGUGACAUUAUUCUUAUGUCAGUUAAGCAUACCCCAACCCCAAUUCUCAUUACCAUAUUGCAAAAAAAACAAAAAACACUCUCAGUACUGUAAUAAUAAAAAAUAAAACAUUAUCAUAUUGCAAAAAAUCUCAUUCUCAUUGCAGUAAUAUGAGAAAACAUUCUCAUUAUCAUAUUGCAAGAAAUCAUUCUCAUUUCCAGAAUUAAAAAAACUCAUUCACAUAACUAUGGUGCAAAAAAACAUUCUCAUUACCAUAUUGCAAAAAAUUUAAUUUUUAUUAAUGUAAUGUGAAAAAAGUAUAAUUCUCAUUACUGUGAUGUAAAAAAAAAAAAAAUCUCAUUCUUAUUACCACGAUAUGAAAAAAGAAUAUUCUCAUUACCGUAUUGCAGAAAAACUCAUUCUCAUUACCGUAAGGUAAAAAUACAAUAACAUUUUCAUUACCGUAAUGGAAAAACAAACAUUCUCAGUACUGUAAUGUGAAAAAAAUAACAUUCUCAUAUAUGUAUUGCAAAACAAACACAUUCCCCUCACCAUGAUAUGUAAAAAUUACAUUCUCAUUACCAUAAUGCAGGAAACCUCAUUCUCAAUAGCAUAUUUCAAAAAAAUCUCACUCAUUACCGUAAUGCGAAUAUAAUGACAUUUGCAUUAUUGUAAUGAGAAAAAAAUGCCAUAUUACUUCAAUUGUAAAGUAUUUAUGCUGCUCUGCAAAGGCAGAACACAGUAACUACACAUCUCUCUCUCUCUCACACACACACACACACACACACACACACACACACACACAUAUAUAUAUAUAUAUAUAUAUAUAUAUAUAUAUCACAUAUACUGUAUAUACGUACAUAUAUUAUAACUACACACUUUAUAAUCCACAUUUGGCUGCACGGUCAAAAAAACGUUUGAAAUUUUUUGCUUAAUUGUCAUGAAAAUGUCAUAAUUCAAAAAAUCGUUUUGGUCCAAAAAACAGACUUAAUUUUGAUGCAAAAUUUGUCUCCGUUUGAAUUUGGGUUGAAAUAUGACAUAUUUGCAUGAGAUUUACCCUAAAAGGUUUAUUUUACCUACAGGAAUCAUUUUUGAAAUUUUUUCUCAUUCAUGACUGCAUCAGCCAACCAACCUAACCUUGAAAUGGCACUUAAAGCAACAUUGUUUUAAUUCAAGGGUUUUCGCUAAGUUUAACAAGCACAACAUGCAAUGAGAGAGAUGAUUUACUUGAAUGAAUGUAUGAAAGUCUUUGUGGUUUUGAUGAUCAGUUAUAAAGUCUGUUCACAUUUGUUUACACACAGUUAAGGAGUCUCUGUUCUGUUACAGAUAUUUCUACAUGAUUCCCUUCAUUUUUAGCCCCAUAAAUUAGGCCAAGACUGCUAACCCUGCCCGAUCUGGCAUUGGGAAUACUUAUUUAAAACUUAGAAGUCUAGUUUUUCCUUAUAAACAAAAUCUCAUAAAGCACUUUGAAAAUGAAAUGUCCUAGAUAUGUUCAAAACUGUUGUGUUACAUGAUUGUCCUCUAAAAUGUUAAACUUUAUAAUACAUUUAUACGCAUAUUGCC
This is a messenger RNA of Myxocyprinus asiaticus (Chinese sucker), 4283 nucleotides long. RefSeq names its product RCC1 and BTB domain-containing protein 2-like. The record is from RefSeq and is a predicted model, not a curated record. The coding region runs from base 228 to 1811 and encodes 527 amino acids. Gene Ontology annotation, molecular function: protein binding. Lineage: Eukaryota; Metazoa; Chordata; Actinopteri; Cypriniformes; Catostomidae. The transcript is spliced from 12 exons.